Molecule: messenger RNA, 739 nt
Organism: Aedes aegypti (yellow fever mosquito)
Lineage: Eukaryota; Metazoa; Arthropoda; Insecta; Diptera; Culicidae
Exons: 4
Coding region: 65-598 (177 amino acids)
Source: RefSeq, a predicted model, not a curated record
GCAAUCACAUCAAUCUAUCAAGUCAAUCGCCAACUUUUGCAGUUCGUUCUAAGCUUCCAGUGCGAUGGAUUUGUAUCUGCGGCGUUAUAUUUUGUAUCACGGCUUCGCCAUUGGCUUUGGAGCCUUCGUCGUAUCAAUUUUAACCAUAUAUCUGUACGUGAAAGAAGAUGUGCACGUAUAUUUUUCGCAGCUGUCGUUUUACACUUGGGUAUACUGGAUUGGAACCUGGGCAUGGCUACUGGGAGCUUUGUGGAUUUUGGCAGGCGCUAGCUUCCUGUUUGGAAUUUUAAAGAAGAGAAAAUCAGCCCUUCUUCCACUGCUGUUUCUGCUUGGAAUCCAUUUGCUGGCGGUUCUCUUUGGGGACGUGUUGUUAGUGCUGGACCUCUCAUAUAUGAACUGGAACUUCAGCCCAUUUCUGAACGUGUCCCAGUUUGCGAGCAUUAUUUAUGUAAUACUCCAUGUGGGAUUCACAAUCGUGGUGCUUGGAAAGCUGAUCGAUGAGGAUUCUCGGAAAUCCAACUGGACGGGAACGAGUCUGCAGGUUUGCGGUCAACCUACUACUGUAAGCGAUGAGUCGGAAUUUGUAGUGAUUUCUUAGAUGAUUUGUAGUGAUUCUUAUGGUAGUUGAACCAGCUAUUGCCUAAAAAAAUAUGUAAAUUAAAUAUUUGUGCAAAUUGAAUGCUUAUCCACUCUUUUGCCUAUUGUAAUAAAUUGCAAUUAAGCGUAAAUGAAUCGUAAA